Molecule: messenger RNA, 2689 nt
Organism: Gigantopelta aegis
Lineage: Eukaryota; Metazoa; Mollusca; Gastropoda; Neomphalida; Peltospiridae
Product: methyltransferase-like protein 24
Exons: 8
Coding region: 375-1295 (306 amino acids)
Source: RefSeq, a predicted model, not a curated record
UGGUGUCGUUAAAACAAAGCCAACUGUUAGUACAUGCACGCUCUGUCGUGGGAAAAUAGCAGACUCGGUCCAUGUUCCAAGGACAGCCUUUAGCGCCCCAUCGGAUUACCUGAACAAAGCGGCAGAAUUCAACGACAGGUUUAUUGACCUUGUCGUCACACGGCCAUUUUGGCCUGGGUACGUCUGCUCCGCAAGCUGUACAGAAUAUUAAAUUGAUGGCCGCUGAUGUUGAAAACACGGCAGUGCUGUGCAUUGUUUCUAGAAUUGAACGUUUACAUUAGGAAGAAAUAUCUUUAAAUACGGACAUAAUUCCAAGUUUGCCCAGUGCCAUUUUCAAUUCGCGCACUGUCUACUGACAAGGUGUCGUCUUCAAAAUGAAGAUUUUUAUGUCAAAAGUACAGACCAUACUGUUCCUGUUGACAUGUGGCAUGUUCGGUGCAGUGAUUUACAAGUGGUCGACGUCGGUGACGACGUACAAAGUGAUUGAGAAAAUCAAAGACGUUAGUGAAACAGAGUCUAAGAGAGGACCAACACUAGUACUACCACCUCAACAAAUAAUGAAUUUUAUAGGACCUCCAGAAUUCCAAAAUAUCACCUUAGCGACAUCUCACGAAGAGUUAGCCAGAAUAUACCACACCUAUAUAAAUAAAGUCCAAGUGAAGUGUAAUAACAUUGUUCGCCAGGGACGCAAUGGUGACGGUGGAUGGGAUGUUUGUAUGGACCCUCCCUAUGAGUUGAAAAAGCCUUGUCUUGUAUACUCGUUCGGUAUUAACAAUGACUGGAGUUUUGACGACGCAGUGUCACGGAAUAUUGGCUGUGAAAUCCACGCCUUCGACCCCAGUAUGAACGUGAACGACCAUUUUAGGCAGCCAUCAAUCUAUUUCCAUGCCACUGGUUUGGACGGGAGUGAUGCCAAGAGCCAAAACCACCCAACCUGGAAGAUGGGGAGACUGCAAACGAUCAUAAAGAAACUCGGACAUACGAAUUCGACGAUUGACCUGAUAAAAAUUGACAUAGAAGAAUCUGAAUGGAGUGCCUUCCCGGACAUGGUGCUCAGCAACAGUCUUAACAGAGUGAAGCAGUUCUGUUUUGAGAUUCACUUCUUCCUGCCCACCCCAGUCAGAGACCCCGACCCCUGGAGGUACCACAGUGGUCUGCUCCUGUUUAAAAACUUGUACAACUUGGGAUUCCGGAUAUUCAAAUCUCACGGCAACCCGUGGUGUCGGUACAAAUCGCAGUUCGGACCCGAACGCUGGUCGUGUCAUGAAGUGUAUAUGGUUAAAGUGUCUUCCUAGCAGUUCAAACAGCUUUGCUUUGUAAACUUGUUAAUAAGCCAGACGCGUGUGCAGGAAAUUGUGCCGGGGUGUGUACACUGUGGUGACCGAUUUUUAGGGGGUUAGGGAGGGCUGGGGUUCGGGUCAUACCCCCCGGAAAAAAACAUUAACAAAACAAAUUUGCUUGGAGCAGAGGGGAUUCGACCCAACCAACUCACCGCCCCCCCCCCCCCGCCCCCCCUCCUGCAGAUGCGUCUGUUAGUAGAUGGGGAAUGAUCCAUGACAUAGAGAGCAGUAAAGGAAUAUUCAUAUGACAGUAAUAUAUUAUUCUGUAGAUGCACAAUUAGGGGAAUUAAACAUUAAAAAGGGGCAUUUAUAAACUAAAAAGGGUAUUUAUAAACUAAAAAGGGCAUUUAUAAACUAAAAUGGGGUACUUAUAAACCCAAAUCGCUUAUAAACUGAAAUUGGCACUUGUAAAGAAAAAAGGGCACUUAUUAAUUAAAAAGGGGGUACUUGUAAACUAAAAGUGUGAUGUCGUUAAACAUCUAUUCUAUUCUAUUGUAAACUAAAAAUGGACACUUGUAGAAUAAAAAGGGCACCUGUACACUAAAAAUGACACUUGUACACUACAAAGGGCACUACUUCAUUUUUGUUGUGGUGGUAUCAGCCCAUUUGCCUCAGGACUGCCUCGCUACAUACGGUGCUGCAAGGUGCGGGGAAAGUAGGUUCAUGCACAUUUGUAUUUUCGUUUUAUGUUCAUAAUAAAAAAAUAAAAACAUUUUAAAAUUUAUAUGUGCAUCCCCUGCUUGCUUUCCGCGAAGAAGAUGAACAUGCAUUCCACUUUUAAAUUUAAAAAGGGGUGUAAUGAAAACCCGUUAUUUAUAUUUAAAAUAAUAUAUUACUUCCUCAGAGAUUAACACACCUUAAUGCCGAAAUGGACUCACCUAUGAUAUUUUUUGUUGAAACAUGUUGCCAUAUUAUUGUCAUAUUAUUUUCUGAUGAAUAUUUAAAAGAAAACUGUUUUUGUGUUCCAUUAUUUGAUUAAUUUUCAGGGUUUAAGAUGGACCCGAUUGAAAUUAUCGAUCCGCCAUGAUUUAAAACAUUGCUCAGAUGCACUGCAUAAUGAAUGAAUGUAUGUGUCUGGUAGUAGAAUGAUCGACCUGUUUCAGAUCAUUAAUAAUACAUUAAAGCACAGAUGUACAUAUUUUGUUAUCCAUACUAUUUGUAUUAAUAAUACACCGAAGACAAAAUGUUACUUUUCUUACAUUCUAAUAUGUUUGCGUACGCACGCAUGUAUGUAUGUAUGUAUAUAUGUAUGUAUGUAUGUAUGUAUUGAUGUAUGUAUGCAUAUAUAGAUGAAUGUAUGAAUAUAUACACACGCACACACUAUAAUCUCGUUGGCUCGACCUAUAUAU